Messenger RNA from Echinococcus granulosus, 1419 nucleotides. RefSeq names its product SWI/SNF-related matrix-associated actin-dependent regulator of chromatin subfamily B member. The transcript is spliced from 8 exons. Gene Ontology annotation, cellular component: nuclear chromosome; nucleus. NCBI's taxonomy places the organism in Eukaryota, Metazoa, Platyhelminthes, Cestoda, Cyclophyllidea, Taeniidae. The record is from RefSeq and is a predicted model, not a curated record. The coding region runs from base 1 to 1419 and encodes 472 amino acids. Gene Ontology annotation, biological process: chromatin remodeling; regulation of transcription by RNA polymerase II. Gene Ontology annotation, molecular function: transcription coregulator activity.
AUGCAGCCGGCCUUGCGCUAUGGCGAAAAACCAAUUGAAUUUCAGUUGGAAACUGAUGGGGAAUUUUAUUACCUUGCUUCCGAAGUUGGUCGGUAUCUGCGUCUUUUCCGUGGUGAACUCCUAAAACGCUAUCCCAACUUAUGGAAGCGUCUAAUCACUUCCGAAGAACGGGAUAAGCUCAUUGCUAUGGGUCUUGCGACGCCAGUUACAGCUCUCAACGCUGUCAUCCUGCGAGCUAUCGAAGUCGACGAGUUAAUCGGAGGCAGCGAGGAUCGUUUCAAGUCCUUCGAGCCUGGUCUCACUGGAUCCAUCGCUCCCAGCGCAAUUCGACCUAAUUUGGCUAGCUCGACGGCGUCCUCCCUCUCCGGCAGUGUCUUCGGUUCUACCGCCGCGACACCAUCGUCAACUACUCCUAUGGCAGUCACUGGCACAGCGACAAGUGCAGAGGGUUUUACUAGUUCCUCUGGCACCCCGCUUAAGCCGGGCGGUAGCGGCAGUAGUGGUGGUGGAGUAGGCGUCGGCGGUGUUGGUAGCAGCAGCGUCAGCGGAGGUGGAAGCGGCGGUAGCGGUUCGCGUAGUGCAGGUUCGGCUGCGGGUCGGUGGGUUAGUUCUGUGCCAAACACCUCCUUCCAUCUGGACUCAGUGCCCUGUCCUACACCAAUCGGUGCGGGAGCGAGUGCAACUCGGUCAAGACCAAAUAAGGUGAGCAGCAAAGUUUCCAACUUCCCAAUCUGUCUGGAUGACUCGGAUCCUGUGGCGUACCACGAGAACGCCCAGCAGCCGGAGCACCUAGUCCCCAUCCGAUUGGACAUUGAGUUCGAUGGGGUGAAGCUACGCGAUUGCUUUACGUGGAACCGUACAGAGCAGCUGAUCACUCCGGAGCAGUUUGCGGAGAUUCUCUGUGACGAUCUCGACCUCAAUCCGAUCUCCUUUGUGCCUGCUAUUGCUCAGGCCAUCCGACAACAGGUGGCGGCGCACCCAGUGGAGAAUAUCCUCUCCGGCCAGACAGACACUCGUGUGAUUGUGCGUCUGAAUAUCCACGUGGGCAACAUGUCGUUGGUGGAUCAGUUUGAGUGGGACCUUUCCGAACCCGCCAACUCGCCUGAGCAGUUCGCUACAAGACUCUGUGCUGAACUGGGUCUAGGUGGAGAAUUCGUCACCGCUGUCGCCUACAGCAUUCGAGGUCAACUGGCCUGGCACCAGAGACUCUACGCUUUUACUUUGGACACUUGGAAUUGUGUUUUUAGUGAAUCACCACUGCCGACAAUCGAUGUAGUGUUCCGCAGUCCCAAUGAAGCCGAUCAGUGGAGCCCGGCUGUUGAGGUGUUAACAGACGCCGAGAUGGAGAAGAAGAUCCGCGAUCAGGAUCGUAACACGCGACGUAUGCGACGUUUGGCCAACACGCAGCCCGGUUGGUGA